GGCCACUUUACGCACGCACCCCGUGGCGUUUACGGGCCAGUUCUCGGUGGACUCCAGAGUCCCGGGAGGACCGUGGACACCGGAGGACCUCAUCCACGUGAUAAGGGCCGACAUUGGCACCCCGGGGCCCGACCCGGUCUCGGAACCGUGUCCAAGGUCGCCGAACAUUUACGCAGAAGGAGACGCGGCGGAAGGCAGUAUGGCGCACAGCCAGCCGGACAUCAGCCACAUGUACGCGCCCCCCCACCCACACCCACACCCCCACCCUUACACUCACACACACCCCCACCCGGCCCCCUCCUACUCCUGCAGCGCGGACAUGUACCCGGACCAGUCGGCAGGGGGGUAUCUAGCCACGUCCACCUGCGCCGUGUCCUACCACGCGCCUCCGUCCUACAACCCGGCGCCCAAACCGCCCGUGGACGGCGCCGCGCUGCUCUCCAUCAUGCCGGACUACGGGGCCUUCUACCCGCAGAGCUGCCAGAGAGACGUGCACGCGCUCAGGGUGCCCCCGCCUCUCACUCCUCUCAACACCAUCAGGAACUUUACGCUCGGCGCGCCCUCGUCCGGCGCGGACGGCGCCGCGUCCGCGGCCUUCCCGGGCCACCAGAGCCUCCCCCUCAGGCCGAUCCUGAGACCCAGGAAGUACCCGAACCGGCCCAGCAAGACGCCCGUGCACCAGAGGCCGUACCCGUGCCCGGCCGAGGGCUGCGACCGCCGGUUCUCCCGGUCGGACGAGCUCAGCCGGCACGUGCGCAUCCACACCGGGCACAAACCGUUCCAGUGCCGCAUCUGCAUGCGGACCUUCAGCCGCAGCGACCACCUCACCACGCACAUCCGCACGCACACCGGGGAGAAGCCCUUCUCCUGCGACCAGUGCGGCAGGAAGUUCGCCCGGAGCGACGAGAGGCGGCGGCACGCGAAGAUCCACCUGCGGCAGAAGGCGAGAAAGUCCUCCGCGUCCUAACAUCCGCACGGCGCAUGCGCAGAUGUCGCUAAACGUCAAGUUGAACGUGAACACCUCCUGCCAUUUUUUACAGUGUGGUAUUAGUACUUUUACUUGUAAAAGAGUAUUUUUUACAGUGUGGUAUUGGUACUUUUACUUGUAAAAGAGUAUUUUUUACAGUGUGGUAUUGGUACUUUUACUUGUAAAAGAGUAUUUUUUACAGUGUGGUAUUAGUACUU
Messenger RNA from Etheostoma spectabile (orangethroat darter), 1185 nucleotides. Its product is annotated as E3 SUMO-protein ligase EGR2. The record is from RefSeq and is a predicted model, not a curated record. The transcript has a single exon. Bases 200 to 967 code for a protein of 255 amino acids. Gene Ontology annotation, biological process: regulation of transcription by RNA polymerase II. Gene Ontology annotation, molecular function: DNA-binding transcription factor activity, RNA polymerase II-specific; RNA polymerase II cis-regulatory region sequence-specific DNA binding. NCBI's taxonomy places the organism in Eukaryota, Metazoa, Chordata, Actinopteri, Perciformes, Percidae.